AUGGCCACAAUGCACUUCUUCACGCUUCUGCUACUGUUUCCCUUACUUGUUUCCGCCACCCCGCCUCCGUUUCUGCCGCCGCCGCCGCCUCUUACGCCGACGGGGCGCAGCCGGGAAACCCAGGGGGAGAUCGACGCGCUUACAGCGUUCAGGCUCGCGCUCCGUGACCCUCUCGGCGCGCUCGACGGCUGGGACGAGGCGUCUCUCUCCGCACCUUGCGACUGGCGCGGCGUCGCGUGUGAGCCGAACGCCGCCCGCGUCGUCGAGCUCCGACUCCCUCGCCUUCACCUCUCCGGCCUCAUCUCUCCUCGGCUUGCUGACCUCCGGCUCCUGCAGCGUCUGAGCCUCCGGUCGAACCAGUUCUAUGGGUCGAUUCCGCCAGCAUUGGCCUCUCUUGGCAACCUCCGCUCCCUCUUCCUCCAGUCCAAUGCCCUCUCCGGUCCCAUCCGCACCUUCCCACUCUCCAACCUCUCCUCCCUCCAAGUCCUCAGCUUUGUCGGAAACCUCCUCAUUAGCUCUGUGCCCGCCGCCUUUCCUCCGGGUAUCCACUACCUGGACCUCUCCUCUAAUGCAUUCGCCGGCCUUGUCCCGGCCAACCUCUCUUCCGCCGCCACGCAGCUCCAGUUCCUCGACCUCUCCUACAACCACCUCCGCGGCAUCAUCCCCGGAGACCUCGCGCUUUCUUUCCUCUACCGUGGAAACAAAGCUUUCCUCUUCGGGGCCUAUUUCCUGUGCGCUCAUCGGGCAUUGCAUGGUUGCCCGGCGAAGAAGCAAGUGCAGCGAUCGGGCGAUGAUCCUUUGGCCUACGACGUCACCUACCACGAGGACCACACUUGCCUCCAGCAGCCAAGGGAGGAGCUGGAGCAGGGAGAUGUAAUGCAGCGCGACCAAGAACAGAGUGCGGCGGCGCAGAAAUUUGAAGGAGAGGAGUUCGUGGGGCAGAGUGAGCCGUUCUCUUGGCCCGUGGAAGGGCAGCAGUUUUUCUCUGCUUUGCCGUAUCGGUUUGGGUGCUUUGAUGAAGCAUGCAGCGAGCAGUUUGCUUUCGAUGCAGUUCGACGGAGACUGGGAGAUCGACCUCUGGGCAGAGUUCAUGAAUUGAUGCAAUAG
Messenger RNA from Zingiber officinale, 1107 nucleotides. Its product is annotated as probable inactive leucine-rich repeat receptor kinase XIAO. Lineage: Eukaryota; Viridiplantae; Streptophyta; Magnoliopsida; Zingiberales; Zingiberaceae. Gene Ontology annotation, biological process: regulation of DNA-templated transcription. Gene Ontology annotation, molecular function: DNA-binding transcription factor activity; protein binding; sequence-specific DNA binding. The coding region runs from base 1 to 1107 and encodes 368 amino acids. The record is from RefSeq and is a predicted model, not a curated record. The transcript has 2 exons.